AUGCGUGGUGACAAAGCGAGCGACGUGCCGUUGGAGUGUUCGAAGCAUCACCUGCUGUUGAACAACUUCCACAAGGGCAGAGUUUACCAGCAAUGCUGCCCUGCGGCAAGUUUGGCUUGUGCUGGCUGUGUCGAGUAUGAUGCUGCCACGGACUCGUGUUCCGCAUGUGCAUCAGGCUUUGCUCCGUCAAUUUCAAAAGAUGGCAACCAAACAACAUGCAGUCUUUGCAGUGACAUCCCAUGGAUCGACUCUUGGGGCUUUGGCUGCCAAGAUUACGUGGAUGGGCUCUCUUGCGCCUCGGGGCAGACCCAGGCAAACAACAGAAGUGACCACUUGGUUGAUGCCGAGCGCGUGCACGGCGGUAUGUCUGCCAAGGAGGCUUGUUGUGCCUGUGGCGGCGGAAGCCGCAAAGAUGUGCCUUUCAGUUACCCUGCAGUGCACAUUCCAUGUGGAAAGACGGCUGUGUCUGCACUACCCCUCCCAAGACUGGAUGUCAGCUAUGUCACGGAGAACUGCGCAUUCCACAGCAUGAACUUGACCAUGGAUAGUCUCAACGGUCACGUUUUUGGGGAAAUUUCCACCCAUGAACCCCAGUCCAUUUCGUGCGAGAUUACCACCAACAGCCGAAAGGGAGCAGGCGGUUUUGCAACUUUGCAAGUCCACAUCGCACACUUCGCAUAUCCGCAGAGCAUCCUGACCUUUACCGAGCUGAAUCAGAGCUUUGCUCCAAGUUUCCAGGGCACCUACACGGGCUUCCAGCUGCGAUGCACGCCUGAUGUUCCCUGGGCUCAGAUCGACAAGGCCACUGGCCGCAUCACUCAGACACGCUCCAACCCCGUGCCGCGAACUGGUGAGUGCACCGUCAGCGCCAAAGGCUGUAUGGAUGAGGCAUCAGGAAACUGCACGGAGGUGACGCGCUCCACAGAUGUUGUGCUGGUGGCUGGCAACGAGGCUUCAGAGCUCUUUGUUGUGAGGGAGGACCGCACUUGGACAAGAGUGGAUGAGGUCAACUUGACGAUGGGUCGCCCGACAAGUGGUUUCCGCUUGGCGAGCGCGUUGAGCUCGGAAGACUCUGCCUUAAUCGACCCGCCCCUCGCCUACCAUGUGGACUGUGGCCCCAACACAAGCUUCGUGGCCCAGACGGGGGCCUUGUCGAGUAACGGCCUCGAGGUCUUCCACCUUGCCCUAGGUGGAAAGUUCGCUGGCGAGCCUGAG
Molecule: messenger RNA, 1215 nt
Organism: Symbiodinium pilosum
Lineage: Eukaryota; Dinophyceae; Suessiales; Symbiodiniaceae
Source: the annotation of a GenBank genome assembly